Molecule: messenger RNA, 4980 nt
Organism: Musca domestica (house fly)
Lineage: Eukaryota; Metazoa; Arthropoda; Insecta; Diptera; Muscidae
Product: dmX-like protein 1
Exons: 6
Coding region: 148-4980 (1610 amino acids)
Biological process (GO): vacuolar acidification
Cellular component (GO): RAVE complex
Molecular function (GO): protein binding
Source: RefSeq, a predicted model, not a curated record
AACUAAAUUACAGCUGUUUGUCGAUAUAACAUUAGGCAACUCUACGUUCGUUCAGUAUUCUAUAGAACUCCAAGUCGAAGUAUUAUUCGUAGUGUGUGAAGAAAUUUGUUAAAUUGAAAAUUGAUUAAUCAAUAUAAUGGUGUAACGAUGAAUUGCCAUCAGAUUUUAAGUGGUGCAUGCAAUGCUGGUGAUCGGUGUUUUGCUAUUGGUUCCGUAGAAGGAAUCCCAUUUACUGCUUACGCAGCUGGUUGUAAUAUUGUUGUGCUUGCAAGUACAUUUGAGCGGGUACAGAUAAUACCUGGGGCAACACAUGGUUAUGUCAAAAUUUCUGCAUUGGAUUGUAGCACCGACACUGGAAAAGUUGCAGCGGCAUACGAAAGCAAAAUAUGUAUAUUUGAACCAACUCCAGUAUUGCAAACAGAAAAACGAUUCACUCAUUUUCUGGAUUAUAGAUGGGUUCAGACUGGCUCGUUCACUAGUCAUUCCCAUGUAAUUACCCUGUCCUGGAAUUUGGAAGGUACCCGACUUUUAACCGGCGGAUCUACAAUUCAAUUGUGGAAAGAAAAAUCAAAUGAAUUCGCAGACGAAGAAUCUAUGGGUGUAAAAUUUGUGAUUGGUGGUGAUCGAGAAAAUAAAACUCCUACAAACGAAACUAUUGAGAAUGUCGCAAAUUGGGAGAAUAUUUGGUCCUGUCAAACAGCCAUACCAAUUUAUCAUAUGGCGUUCAGUCCAGAUGGAACAUUGUUUGCUACUUGUGGACGUAACGACCGUCUAGUAAAAAUUUGGUACGAAAAUAAACAAAUUCUAUUUCCGUCAAAAAACACAAAGUCCAACUUGAAGGAUGAAUCAAACGAAUUAAAUUUUACCUAUAUUUAUAUUGCACACCCCCGUGCUGUUACUAAUAUAAUAUGGCGAAAAACUAGCAAAUAUAUGCCAAAAGGUUCAGUUUCAAACAUGAUUGUCACAUCUUGUUUGGACAACAUUUGUCGAAUUUGGAUAGAAACUGUUUUACCCGACGAUGGAUUGAUAAAUAUGACACAAUUUGACCCACUUGCUUCACAAAAUCCAAAAUUUAGAACACAUCGCCACAAACAUCGGUUUAUGCAAAGACUCAAACAUAUGAAAACCUGUUUCCACAUACGCCGACAUGCAAAAAGUGGAUCCAACGCUGAAACAGGUGGAGCAGAUUUUCUGACAUUCAGUUAUCCAGGACCAAUUCCAUCGUUGCCGUCGUCGUGCAGUGUGCACGAUUUUCAUUCUUACGGAUUUCAUGGUAGUGGAAUCUCCCAAGGCAUGCAUUUCCACUUGGCAGCUUCUAUAAAUGCUGAAACAGAUAUACCAUUAGUCCCUUCUAUGCAGUCAACUGAAGCUUCAAAUCAAAAUAAUUUCGUACUACAUUGGCUUAAUAAUAAAGAGAUGGAUUUCACUAUUCAAGCUGAAGCAAUUCUUCAAGAAUUGACCAAAAAGGUUAUUCACGAAGAAAAUCUUAGUGCCCAAGGGGGUAAUGUGUCUGAUCAGACUGAUAACUUGUCAAAUGGAGCAUCAUCAAAGAAAAAGUUUAUGAAGACAGCUUCGAAAUCUGUUUCAGCGGAUGACAACAGCGCUACUGGCGAUGAAAGCAAAACCUCUAAUUUUCAAAAUUGUCCAAGCGGAAUACCAAAUGUUAAUUCAAUGUCAAAUACAGCUUCAUUGAACUCUUUAAAUAAUGAUAGUUCCCUUUCGAACCAUUUAACUGACUCCUUGGAUAUAAAAAUCGAUUGUUUACUUCGUGACUGGCACCAGAGUCCAGAUUUACUGUUUGCAAUCCAUCCAGUAGAUGGUAGUUUCCUUAUCUGGGUUGUUGAGUGGCUAGAUGACUUUUAUCCUGGUUCAUUUCGUCAAGCUCAAGUUUCUUUUUCGACCAGAAUUCCUAACGCAUUUCCUCUAGGUGAUUCAAUGUCAAUGUCCACAAUGGUUAGUUUGUACAACACUGGUUCUCAUCCAUUAGUCUUUCGUGAGAUUGCUAAUAAUGUUAAAAGUAAAGAUGAGGACGUACUCAGUGAAGAGGAUGAUGAUGACAUAUCUGUUAAAGAUGAAUCAAUUAAUGAAAGUCAAGAGAAUACUGAUUCCAGUAAAAAAACAAGAACCAAAAAUGUUAAUGAUUCAGAAGAACAUUUUGAGGAAAAGUCUAGGGAUUCAUCUGUUGGAAACAUAACAACGGCUAUAUCGCCAUCAGUAUCGAUGGUUACAAAACAUUCAAACGGCACACUUAAUUUGUGGCAGCUUACAUUUGCAUAUAAGACAAAAUUUACUCAAGUUCUCAGUAUUGGACAUGUAAGCCGCGUGUCUGGUCAUAGAUUCAGAGUAAAUGACAUUAACUGUCAUCCAGUUUUGCCACUCCUGGUUUCGACGUCACACCACAAUUUGUCGGAAUUUGACCACAAAACUCCUUCCAAUGUGCCCAACUUUGAUUCCAACGUAGCAGAAAAUGUAUGCACUCCUUCUGGAUUUUGCUCGGAAUUGAUUUUAUGGAGAGUAGAUUCUGUAGGUCCUCUCUGUCACUCCGGAGGUGUAAGUGAACUAGCUCGUAUAAACUCCCCGGAAAUCUCGGCGUUUAGCAACGUCGCCUGGAUUCCAACAUUGUUACCUAGUACGACGUUGGGCAGUUACAGUAAUUCACCAUCUGCAUGUUUUGUUGCUAGCGAUGGGGAACAUUUGCGCGUUUACCAAGCUGUUAUUGAUGCACGAACACUUCUAGCGGAAAUAUCUUCUUCUGAAAAUAUUACGAAAUGGCAAAAAUCGGCAUCUAUAUCUUCUUUGUACUCCAACGCGUCCUCUACAUUGAACGGACUGAAGUUUUCACUGCACGAUAAACUUAAAGUGGUUUCUCAACAAUCUACUGCACGUCCGGGUUGUAUAAUACAACUUGACCCUAUUUCGGAUGCCAAACACGACUGGCAGAAUACUCAGUUUCUGCAUGUGUUUCAAGCACAAUUAAUAACCGGCAGUGAUUCAUUAACUUCUAAAGAAGCAUUGGAUAAAAAAAGCGGUGUGCAAAGUGACUUAGAUGCUAUAGUAGAUUUGCAGCAAAAUACAGAAUUUGAAGAACCCUUUUAUAUAGUUAUUAUUGAAAAAACGCUCAAAGGGAGUACUAUACAUAUGUGGCGCAUUGUAAUUUCAUCGAAAGAACAGAAAAUGUUAUUGCCCGAGACGGCCAUGUAUGUACCUGACAGUAAUCUUACGCAAGAAGCUGAGGACAUUGAUGUUAAUCGAAAGAUGUCAGAGAUUCUUUUCGAUACUACAAAUCAAAAAAUAAAAAUGGAGGAGACUAUAGAACCUCCGCAUAUCGUAAUAACAACAAAAAAGGUCUGCACCCAAGAGUUGCCUCUUCCUGAUGGUGUCGAUGUAAUACAUGCUUCACCUGCUGCUGGUCACCUUAGUUCAUCAUCAAUAUAUCCAGCUUGUUACGCACCAUACAUUAUUGUAACAGCUUGCUCAGAUUCUGUAUCGCGAUUCUGGAAAUGUGAAGCGAACAUAAACCCAUUAAACCCAAAUAAUGAAUAUACAUGGUCGGAGUGGAAGAUGUUCAGCAAAAAGCAAGAUUCCGCUAUUGAAAUUCCAGGGCAACCAUUAAAUAUUAGUGCUGCAUAUUCUGGAAGAAUUGCUUGUGCUUAUAAAUAUGGUAAAAGUUUUACGCGACCUAGCAAGGGCGGAGAUCCUGAUUCAAGAUAUAUAAAUCUCUGUGUUGGAAUAUACGAGUGUGAAAGUUCUGGUGGAAGUGAGUGGGUACUCGAAGAUACCAUACACCUAAAAAACAUUCACUUACCACGUAUUAACAUUGAACACGGUAUAGAUUUAAGUUACUUACACGAUAGUCGCAUGCUACAGAAAAAACAGCGUCUUAACCAAGUGUUGCAUAAUUUCACUGCACAUGACGAAAUAAGAUCACCACGUAGUGGAGAUUCGACACCUGAGGCAAAUUCAAAAAAUCAUAGUAGUUUGUUAGCUGUACCAAGUUUUAGCACUUUACAAUCUCUUAGAAAGAGCAUUGCCGAAAACGGAAACACUUGUCCUCUUACUCAAAAACACUUAGUCCAGCUUGAUUGGGUUUCUAAAGAAGAUGGUUCUCAUAUACUAACGGUAGCUGUUGGUAGUAAAAUUCUACUGUACACUCCAGUGUCAUCAGAUAUAGCGCAAGCAAAUAUAAAAGCUAUGAAGGAAUCUAGGACUGCAAAUCGCCCUAUUCUACGGAAGGCAAGUUCUUUAGCCCAACCUCAUUUUAACGAUGAAAUACGUUGGAUGAAGCUGCGACAAAUUGAUUUACAAACUGCGGAUGGUUUACCCCCCUUGCCUAUGCAAAUAUCGUGGGUUCGAGAUGGAAUUCUAGUGGUUGCAAUGGACUCCGAAAUGCAUGUAUAUUCACAAUGGAAACCUAGAUACAACCAACAACAUGGUGUUGACGAUAUUUUGGAUACUAGAAAUUUAAGAGACGAAGAUUUACGCUCAAUUGCUAAUGAAUCGUCCAAAUUGCGCAUUAAGAGCGCUGCCUCAAUGCCCCUCAUGAACAAAGUCAGCACAGCAAAUUUGCAGCUGCUUUCAAAAGACAGUAAAAAGAAAAUUGGAGCCACCACUUCAUCAAACAUACAAAAUUCUUCUGAUGCAGGUACUAUCAACGAAGACUAUAUGACAGAUUUAGGACUAUUCCAGGCAUCUCGUAUUGCAUGUCCGGUCCUUCCACAGUAUCAUCCUAAACAGUUAAUGGAAUUAUUAAAUUGUGGAAAAAUUCGUUGGGUCAAGGCGAUUUUGGCCCAUUUGGUACGAUGUCUCAGUGCACCCAGCUUUAAAGGAAAUAACGAAAGUGAUGAUGCUUCCAUAAACCAGAAGUCAUGGUCUAGAUCGAGAACCCUUUCAAUAAGCUAUGCUCCGGAUACAACUAUACAACCAGAUCACAGAGGAUCUACAACUCAGGUUUGUUACAUAUAUAUUACACAUAUUAUAUAA